AUGCUCCCCUGCUGCAUACUUGAUGAAGAUGAAGCAGCCAACGCUGCAAAGCAUCCGAGUGUAAUAUCAGUUUUCCUAAACAAAGAACACAAAUUGCACACAACACACUCAUGGAAUUUCCUUGGGUUAGAGAGAAAUGGUGAAUUUUCGCAUGACUCAGUAUGGCGGAAGACAUUGGGUGAAGAUAUCAUAAUUGCAAAUAUAGACACAGGUGUUUGGCCAGAAUCCAAGAGUUUUAGUGAUGAAGGGAUAGGACCCAUCCCAAAACGGUGGCGAGGAAUCUGUCAAAAGAAUAAGAACACUCGAGAUAAAUUCCACUGCAACAGGAAGCUUAUUGGAGCAAGAUAUUUUUACAAAGGUUACGAGGCAAAAUUGGGUCAAAAACUGAAUGAUUCGAUCUUGAGUGCACGUGACUAUGAAGGUCAUGGUUCACACACUUUAUCAACAGCUGGUGGUAACUUUGUCCAUGGAGCUAGUGUUUUUGGCUUUGGCAAUGGAACUGCGAGUGGUGGAUCACCAAAAGCUCGAGUUGCAACCUAUAAGGUGUGUUGGCCACAGUCUGUAUUGUUCGGUGGUGGAUGUUUUGAUGCAGACAUAUUGGCUGCUUUUGAUACUGCCAUAAGUGACGGUGUUGAUGUGCUUUCGGUGUCUUUGGGUUCAUCUGUACCCUCAGAAUAUUCCCAAAACAGUAUAUCCAUAGGGUCUUUCCAUGCAGUUGCUAACGGCGUAAUAGUAGUGGUUUCUGCAGGAAAUGAAGGGCCUUAUCCUUCAACUACAUCCAGCAAUGAACCAUGGACGCUCACUGUUGCUGCAAGCACAACUGACAGAGACUUCGUUAGUUAUGUUACACUUGGUAACAAGAAAGUUCUCAAGGGAGCUAGUCUUUCAGAGUAUGCGUUACCAUCUAAUAAGAUGUACCCGUUGAUCAGUGCUAUUGAUGCCAAAGCUUAUAAUGCAUCUAUUAUAGAAGCACUUUUAUGCAGGAAAGGAACUCUUGAUCCUGAGAAGGUGAAGGGGAAAAUAUUGGUCUGUUUAAGCAAUGGUUUUACAAUUGAUGAGGGGGUGGAAGCUGCCAGUGUAGGCGCAGCUGGAAUGAUUUUGGCUAAUGACAAGUACUCAGGGAAGGAAAUUUCCCCCCAACCCCAUGUGCUUCCAGCUUCAAAUGUUAACUUUGAGGAUGGCAAUGACAUUUAUAAUUACAUCAGAACUACAAAGUCUCCUGUGGCAUACAUUUCAAGGGUGAAAACAGAAUUAGGAGUAAAGCCAGCUCCAUAUGUGGCUUCAUUUUCAUCAAAGGGUCCAAAUCAUUUUGAACCAGCAAUCCUCAAGCCUGAUGUGACUGCACCAGGAGUCAACAUCAUUGCUGCUUAUAGUGAAGCUGUAUCUCUCACAGAGCUAGAUUCUGACAAACGAAGAACGCCUUUCUUUACUUUGUCUGGAACUUCAAUGUCAUGUCCUCAUGUCGCUGGCCUUGCUGGGCUUCUCAAAGCCCUUCAUCCUGAUUGGAGUCCAGCUGCCAUUAAGUCAGCAAUCAUUACCUCAGCAACCACACUAGAUAACUCUAGAAAGCCAAUCCUGGAUGAAUCAUUGAACAAGGCAACUCCAUUUGACUAUGGUGCAGGGCACAUUCAACCUAAUCGUGCUAUGAACCCUGGACUUGUAUAUGACUUGAAUAUUACUGAUUAUUUGAACUUUUUGUGUGGUCGUGGCUACAACAGUUCACAGCUGAAAAUGUUCUACGGCAAGCCUUACACUUGUCCAAAGUCGUUCAAUAUUGCAGAUUUCAAUUAUCCGGCAAUCACAAUUCCAAAAUUUGGCCCUGGACAUUCUAUGAAUAUCACUCGAACUGUUACCAAUGUUGGGUCCCCAAGAACGUACAAGGUGCACAUCAAGGCACCACCACAAGUUCGAGUUUCGGUUGAUCCUAGGGAAUUGAUCUUCAAGGAAAAGGGUGAAAAAAAGGAGUUCAGAGUUACAAUGACAUUGAAGCCGCAAAGUAUGAACACAAGUGAUUACGUAUUCGGGUGGUUGACAUGGAGUGAUGGCAGGCACCAACGUGUCAGGAGUCCUAUUUCAGUUAACCUUACACAAUGAGGUUUAUGUUGAUGCUGCAUUUACCCACCAACUACAUGGAGUGGUCUUCGUCCCUUUUGCAAUAACGGUUUUGUUGAACAUUA
Molecule: messenger RNA, 2177 nt
Organism: Cajanus cajan (pigeon pea)
Lineage: Eukaryota; Viridiplantae; Streptophyta; Magnoliopsida; Fabales; Fabaceae
Source: RefSeq, a predicted model, not a curated record